Messenger RNA from Protopolystoma xenopodis, 483 nucleotides. The record is from the annotation of a GenBank genome assembly. Lineage: Eukaryota; Metazoa; Platyhelminthes; Monogenea; Polystomatidea; Polystomatidae.
AUGCAGCCUCCAGCGUUGCACCCGAGUAGAGAGUCUCUCACGAUUUCGCGCAUUCUGGCCUCUGAGAUGGUCAACCGGCCAAAAGUAUCGUUUGCUGAUGAAAACACCUCUUUUGCCAUCUUCAUGCCAAUCCAGCGCUCAACUGCAACAAAACUUCACCUGCAAUCACAAACGUCCACUGGAGAGCCGAUGCUCUGCUGGCAGACGUCGAGAGGACGCGUCGAGUGUCUAUGCCUUUGCAAUUUCGAGUUGUCAUCACAAACCUUCUAUUUUCGUCUGCGCCUUUCCAAGUACCUGCACCAUUUUAGCCAAUCAUGCCAGGCUUGCCCACCAAUGCUUUCUUUCGUUCUCAUUCAGACCGUCCUGCCCUCGAGCCAACACGAAUUAUCCCAUCGACUUUGGGCACACUUUCGUCAAAUAAUGCCUGAAAGUCAGUCGCCGGCCCAAUUCCCUGCACCUGCUCGACAUGUGCAUAAUGCCUAG